Molecule: messenger RNA, 5344 nt
Organism: Theobroma umbraticum
Lineage: Eukaryota; Viridiplantae; Streptophyta; Magnoliopsida; Malvales; Malvaceae
Source: RefSeq, a predicted model, not a curated record
GACUCAUGGAAUCUCCUUGUUUAGAUUGUUCUUGUUCCUACUUCCUACAUUUACAACUGCCUUAAUUUUGGUUUACUUUAUUAUAGGACGUACAUUAGGCCACGGAUUUCCUUCCGUCAUUGAACUAAAAGCGUUACGUUUCAAUUAAAAAUUAACUUCUCUUUCAAAAUCUCUUCCUUGGUUGGAAUGAUCAAAUGGAUGAUAAUCAGCAUCAAUACCAUCGGUGCAACCGACGAGGCACCCCAAACUGGCGGUGCAGUGAGAGAGCUUUGACCGGAAAGUCUUUAUGCCAUAAACACUAUCUCUAUUCCUUGCAAAGGAGUGGUAAAAAGGUGGAUACGGAGAACAUUGGUGAAAGUGGCAGUGAGGGUGGAACUCAAGUGUGUACUCAAAGGAAGAAGCGAAAGCGUCAUGUAAUUGGUCAAGGGAGUAUAAAUCCCGUGGGGGUGGAGGAAGUAAGGAAGCAUGACGGGAAUGAACAAGUCAAAGUCACCGCUGGAAAUGAUGGUGAUCAAGGAACUCAAAGCUGGUUUGUUGAAGGCAGUGGUGGUGUUGAGAGUGUUUUGGAGUGGUUUGGUGAAGAUGGUGGUGUGAAUGGGGGUGAAACUUUGAAGCUUUGGGGUGUUGAAGCUGGGUUUGGACUUGCCAUUGGUGGGUCUGGUGCAGCUACUCCUGGGGUUCAAGGACGGUUUGGUGGAGAAACUGGUGGACAUAAUGGUGAGGUCGUUGAUUGCCAAGGUUGCAACCCAUGGUUUGGUGUAGAUGGUAUAUUUGGCAGUCUUGGUGGUGGAGAAAUUCAGAUGGGUGGGUCUGGUGGGGUUCCAUUUGGAAAUGGUGGAAUGGGUCUUGCUGAUGGACUAAUUCAAGGCCUAUUUAGUGGACCAAAUGAGGGUUUGAAUGUUGGUGUUGAAGGAACCCAGUGCUUCUCUGGUGAAGCUGAGUAUGACAAUGUGGAAGGUAAAGGCAUUCAGGGGUUGUUUGAUGAAAUUGCAUGUGGAAAUGGAUGUGAAACCCAUCUUGCUGGGGAGGGAAGUCGAGGUCAAGAUGGUUACUUUGAAAAUGCAGGCAUGCAUCAAGAGAGUACGGAUGGGGGAGGGCAGGUUAAGGUUAAGCGUGGUAGGCCAAAGGGUUCAAAGAAUAAGAAGAAAAUUCUAGGUGCUGAACAAAGUAUGGAAGGGUUAAGUGAUGGUAAGGUUAAAAAGCGAGGCCCCUUUAAGGGCUCAAAGAAAAUGCAAAAAGGUCUUUCAGGUGAAUGCCACAAUGGAGGAGAUGAUAUUGGUAGAAGGAAAGAAGAUUAUAUCAGAAAUGCGCGUUCAAAGAGAAGAAAGGAAGAUGUUUCUGUAGAGGCAAAUGAAACUGUCUUGAAGACUAAACGUGGUAGGCCAAAGGUCAAGAAUAAGAAGAAAAUUGUUGCCGGCGAACAAAGAAUCGAAGGGCUAAGUGAAGUUGGUGGUGAUGGUAAGGCUGGAAAUGAGAUUGUUUGCGUAAUACAGAAGCAAGGUCCGCCAAUGGGCUCAAAGAAGAAGAAGAUUAGCCUUCCAGGUGAGAAUCAAGACAUGUCUUGUCAUAUUGUGGGGGGCAAUAAUGAUGGCGGAGAUAAAAGUUUGAGGCCUGAUUGGGAGAACGAGAGAACUACCUUUCUACUGGCAGGAGAUGGGGUAAUGCCUUGUGAAGUUGCCGGUAACGAUGCUGGAGGAAAUGAUACGGGUAGAAGGAUAGAGAAACAAGGUCAGCAACAGGGGCCAAAGAAAGAGAAGAAAAAUCUUGCCGGAGAGAAGUGAGAAUGCGCGCAGUUGAGAGGAGGCGAUGGUGGACCAAAGGGUUCUAAGAAUCAGAAAAACUUUGUUGAAGAAAAUCAAGAUAAGUUUGGUAAAGCUGAGGGUGGUGAAGGUGCAGUUGGAAUUCAGAACGGAAAUAACAAUGUCCUACCAAAGAAAAAUCGUGGCCGGCCAAAGGGUUCAAAGAAUAAGCAGAAAAGGCUUAGUGACGAAAAAAUUGGACUUUCAAGUGUACAACAGACCUUGCAAUCAAAGGAUAAGCAAUGUUUUCUUGAAAUUUCGAAGGAUAAGAGGGAAAAUAACGAAGAUAGUGAGACCCAGGGAGUGCCUGUUGAAAUUGUGGGGGUUUAUUAUGGUGAUAAAGAGACUGUAUUAGUGAGGACUGCCCUUGUAAGGGAGGAAGAUAAGGUAAUGCCUGGUGAAGCUAUUACAGGUGGGUGUGAGAUGAAUUCUCUUGUAGACAAGGAAGGUAGGGGAAUUCCCAUUGAAAGAUCUGGUGCUAAUGAAGGUAAAAAUGAGAUUAUUGGUCCUAAGGUUAAAGAUUGGUGUGAAGAGGAUUUGAAGAAUAAGGAGCCAACUGUUACUGCAAAAGAAGAAAGCCAUCAAAGUGGGGAAGCUAUUGGCAAGAAUGAUCGUGGAAAUGAGGGGCUAAAGUGGAAGCGAGGCCGACCAAAAGGUUCAAAGAAUAAGAGAAAACUUUUUUUUGGCAAGGCGCCUGUGAGGAAGAAGUAUAAAAUUAACAAGCCUUGUGCACAGAUAGAACAGGGAGAAGGAAAUAAUUUGAAAAUGAGCCACAGUGUUUCAGGUAAGCAUCUUCAAGGCAGUGUAAACAUGAAAAAGAAAAUACUAGUAGCUGGCAUUCGGGGCAGUUUAACAGCUGAUUUCGGCAAUGCUCAAAAGAAGAGUAGAGGGAGGAAAAAGAAGCCUAGUAGUCAAUCAGAAACUUCAGUUUCAUCAGAUGAUACAAGCCAGAAGCAUGUGCGGAGGGGUUUGAUGUGCCACCAAUGCUGGAGGCCUGAUAGGAGUGUUGUCAAUUGUUCCAAAUGCAAAAAGAAACGCUAUUGCUAUGAAUGCCUUGCAAAAUGGUAUUCAGAGCAAACAAGAGAGGACAUAGAAGUUGCUUGUCCAUUUUGUCGAGGCAAUUGUAAUUGCAGAUUAUGCCUCAGGGAGAAAUUAGUUGUCACAGAUGAGCACGAGGAAGUAGAUACAAGUAUCAAACUGCAAAAGUUGCUUUAUUUGCUACACAAAAUUCUGCCUCUCCUUCGGCAUAUACAACAGGAGCAACAUGCUGAAUUAGAGGUGGAAACCAGUAUACGCGGUGUGCAAUUGACAGAACAAGAUAUAAUGGUAUCUGUCUUAGAUGAUGAUGAUCGGGUCUAUUGUGACAAUUGCAAUACAUCCAUAGUCAAUUUCCACAGAAGCUGCCCAAAUCCUGAUUGUUCUUAUGAUCUAUGUAUCACAUGUUGUCAUGAAAUUAGAAAAGGAUCUCGGCCUGGAGGUAAUGAAGCAAAAUUCUCUCACCAGCAGUCUGUUGAAAGAGUAAAUGGUCAAGCUACAGAUUCAGAUGACCAGAUUCGUACAGUGAGAGUAAGAUGUGAUUGGAAGAGCCUUGUGUCAACUGAGUGCACAUCUGGCAUGUCAUGUAACUCUCUUGAUUGGAGAGCUGAGGCAGAUGGUAGGAUUCCUUGUCCUCCAAAAGGAAGGGGCGGUUGUGGUAGUGAGACUCUUUCACUAAGACGCUUCUUUGGAGCUAAUUCGGUUGAUCAACUGAUUCAGAAUGCUGAGGAGCUUACUGUCAAUUUUCAGUUACCUGAUAUUGAGUUUUCUGAAGGAUGUUCUAUGUGUCUUACUAGCAACUCUGCAGCAAAUGAAGCAGAAAAUUUUGAAGUUAGGCAGGCAGCUUAUAGAGAGAACAGUCAUGACAAUUUUGUGUACUGCCCAAAUGCUAUCCAGUUGGAAGACAAUAAUAUUCAGCAUUUUCAAAUGCAUUGGAUGCGAGGUGAACCUGUUAUUGUUAGAAAUGUACUUGAAAAAAGUUCUGGUCUUAGUUGGGAGCCCAUGGUUAUGUGGAGGGCUUUCAUAGGUGCAAAAAAGAUAUUAAAAGAGGAGGCAAAGAGGGUUAAGGCAAUUGAUUGCUUGGAUUGGUGUGAGGUUGAAAUAAAUAUAAGGCGGUUCUUCAAAGGCUACUUGGAGGGUCGUAGGUAUAGGAACGGAUGGCCAGAGAUGUUGAAGUUGAAGGAUUGGCCUGCAUCAAAUUCAUUUGAAGAGUGUUUGCCAAGGCAUGGUGCUGAAUUUAUUGCUAUGCUUCCUUUUAAAGAUUAUACUCAUCCAAAUUCCGGUAUCCUGAACCUUGCUACCAAACUUCCUGCUGUAUUGAAGCCGGAUUUGGGGCCCAAAACUUACAUUGCUUAUGGAUCUUUGAAAGAACUUGGCAGAGGUGAUUCAGUGACUAAACUACAUUGUGACAUUUCUGAUGCGGUUAAUGUGCUAACUCACGCGACUGAUGUGAAGAUUCCCCCGUGGCAGACUAAAAUCAUAGAUAAAUUGCAGAAGAAAUAUGAAGCUGAAAACAUGCAUCCACGCUGCUGUGGUCGGACACGGAAGGUGUCACAGAUAUUGGGAAGAAAGCGGCGAAAGAGACCUCAUAAGGGUGGAAGCAAGAAUCCUGAAUAUUCUGCAAAAGUAGACAAUAUGGCAAGCAAGAUUGAGGAUGUUGCUGAGAGUAGUUUCUCCUUGCCAGGUGUCGAUACAUGCUCCAACUCUGCUGCCAUUGGAGAACUUCAAUCUACACAUCAGCUUGAUGCUAAACACGGAAUGAUUGAGGAAAUGAUGUGUAAUGAAAAACAGAACCACAAUAUUGAAGGGGAAACACAUAAUAUCAUCGAGGGAGGUUCUCUUAAUCGAAUUGAGGAUUUAGGGUCUGUAAGACCUGAUACAAAUACGACUAGAGAGUCUGUUACAGAAAAUCAGUCUUCAGACAAUGCACAUGGUGGUGCUGUUUGGGAUAUUUUCCGUAGGGAGGAUGUACCUAAGUUAAUUGAAUACUUAUGGAAGCAUCAGAAAGAAUUCCAUCACAUAAGUAACCUUCCUGUAAAUUCUGUUUUUCAUCCUAUUCAUGAUCAGACCCUUUAUCUCAGUGAGAGACAUAAAAAGCAGCUGAAGGAGGAGUUCAAUGUUGAACCUUGGACAUUUGAGCAACAUGUUGGUGAAGCUGUUUUCAUUCCUGCAGGAUGCCCGCAUCAAGUAAGAAAUAGACAGUCAUGCAUUAAAGUAGCCCUUGAUUUUGUGUCCCCCGACAAUGUGCAAGAAUGCAUCCGAUUGACAGAAGAGUUCCGCUUACUCCCCAAAACCCAUAGAGCUAAAGAAGAUAAAUUGGAGGUGAAGAAGAUGGCAAUAUAUGCUGCAAAUCUUGCAGUAAGGGAGGCCAAAAAACUGAGUACAAACCUCAAGUAAGGUCAAGUUUGCUGUUUAACUCUUAUCUCCUGCUGAUGAUUGUAAUUUAGUUUAACUCUUGGAAAUAAUGUGUUUGGAGACUUCGCAUAAUUUUUAGAUGUCAUUUUCAGCAA